AUGAUUCGACAAUGUGCGGAGUGGCCUGAAGGAGAACCUAACUCUAGUGUUCAACAUACCUUUGAACUACCAAUCGAUUCCGAACUACUCUUUUUAGUCGCUCGGGGUCCUUCUAUAAACGGCAACAUCAAUAUCACCCAAUCUGAUGAGGAGGGCGACUCCGCUGUUGUCUCCAUCCGCACACAUUACGAUGACGAGACACUACUUGAUUCGAUCAAGCUCUGUGAUGUAGUCACUAGGGAAGGAGGAAAUGGAGUUGGGUUACUUUCCUCGCACCCUCAUCCUCAUCGCCAUAUGCACAAUAUCUAUUUCGACAUUAACGUGGCCUUUCCCAAGCACUCAGAAAAAUUUCCUCUCGUAGUAUCGGAUUUCAGGACGGAAAUGCACGGUAUCUUUGGACACCAAGUCGCAAACUUAUCGGAGGCAAUCGUCUUCAACUCCGUCUCUUUGACUGGAGCUUAUAAGCCUGUAAAAGUCAAUUCCUUGCAAGCCCACUCCGUUCGCAUAGAAUCACCACACAGUCCCAUCGAAGGCAACUUCACUGUCAGAAAGUCGCUAAGGUUGUCUACCGCCAAUGCUCGUAUUAAUAUCACCGCCAAUCUGCUGAACGAUGAAACCGAUGAAGAUAUGACUGAGCUUAUAAUGAACACUGCUAAUUCUCCCAUAGAAGCUUCCGUUUCCCUGUUUUCCGUCGAUGCCGGGGAAAUUACCUCAUCGGGUGGAGCAUUCCGUGUUCGUGCUCGCAAUGCUAACUCUCCAGUCAAAGUCGCCUUCCCUACUGCACCCAUAAAUUCUACUGUUGUGCUCGACGCAAAGACCGCAGUCGCACCCUUAGAUGUUCAGAUGCAUGGCACAUUUGAAGGCGCUUUCACUGUUCAUACAACUCCAUUUGAUAAGAGGGUCGUCGUCGCCGAAGAGGGACUAGAUCCUGAAGGGAAAGGCAGAAAGAGGAACUUGAUUUUUGACCGUUAUACUGGAGGAAUCUCCGAAGGAACAGUGUUCUGGGGCCAGGGAGAACCUGGAAAGCAAAGAGGUUCAGUAAGGUUGGAUACGGUGUCUGGUCAAGUUUCAUUGAAGUUUUAA
Lentinula edodes (shiitake mushroom) is the source of this 1083-nucleotide messenger RNA. RefSeq lists its product as uncharacterized. The record is from RefSeq and is a predicted model, not a curated record. Lineage: Eukaryota; Fungi; Basidiomycota; Agaricomycetes; Agaricales; Omphalotaceae. The transcript is spliced from 4 exons. The coding region runs from base 1 to 1083 and encodes 360 amino acids.